AUGCAAAUCUUUGUAAAUACUUUGACUGGUAAAACCAUCACUUUCAAAGUUGUUCCAACUGACACUGUUGAAUAUAUAAAACGAAAGAUUCAAAAUAAGAAAAGAAUUCCUUUGAACCAGCAACGUCUAAUAUUCUCUGGCAAACAACUUGAAGAUAGUCGCGCGCUUUCUGAUUAUAAUAUUCAAAAGGAGUCAACUCUUCAUCUCUCAUUACGUCUCUUAGGCGGUAUGCGAGUACUAGCCAAUACUCCACUUACGAGUCGCAGCGCGAGUAGUCUUGAUGAGGUGACUCUAAAAUUAGAAAAGAGACUGAUAUCUGAAAAUGCUAGAUCAACAGAUGAAAUAUGCUUGUCUAUCGGACGGAAGCUUGAUAACGAUCAUAGCUAUCGUGAUGGUGUCUUGGAGUUAGCUGAUAAUUUAGAUCGCGUAUCGAUCGGUAGCUUAAUGGAACAUAAUAUAAUCAAUAAGUUAUUGGAUUCAUUUUCUGACAAUGACAAGAUAUCAACGUUCUAUGACGAAAUAAUUAAGCCUUUCGUUGAAAAUGAUGUCGAUUGGGAUAAGUCCUCAUUUGGAAAAUUGAUCCAGCAACUAUUAAGAGAAUUAGAUGACGCUCUUAAAUAUUAUCGUUAUCACACGCUUAAUCCGGAUCAACUAUUCAGUGUGCUUUCUAGCCGUUUCAAUAUAAAAUUUGUUGCAAUGGACAAUCCCAGUCAAACAAUAAGAAGUAAUGUUGGACCAUGUGAGCGAUUUAGAGAUAUCUCACGUAAGUUAACUCGACAGAUCAAUAGAACCACAAUGUCUCGAGAUCAUCUGAGUGCUCGUCGGCGUCACAUUCCCACGGAAUCUCUAGAGCCAGAAACUUCUCGCCGUCAUAUUGUACCUUCAGCAAUACAACAAAGUUUCUCUACUUUGGAAGAGCUUUUUGCUGAUGAGCCUGUGACUUUUACAAAUGAGCCAAGUAAUAAGAAGCGCAGAGUACAUCAGAGUUCUUCUACAAGUUCUGAUACUCAAGAGAUUGAGGGUAGCACAUCACGAAAUGAGAGGGGAGAAUCUUCUGGAACAUCUCGUCGUCAUGGGAUACCUUUGGUUCAACAUAGUUUUUUGGAAGAAUUGUUUGAAGAUGAACCAGAUUUAUUCGGAGAUAUACCAGAAUACAUGAUGGGGCGCAGGUCUCAACAAGUUGGCGAGGGAUCAGCUAAUCAAGGAGAAGCAAGUACAUCAACACGAAAUACAAGAGAAGAUGCGGUAACCAGUGAUAAAAAUGGGACUGAUGGUGAGGGUGAAUCAGAAG
This is a messenger RNA of Racocetra persica, 1291 nucleotides long. NCBI's taxonomy places the organism in Eukaryota, Fungi, Glomeromycota, Glomeromycetes, Diversisporales, Gigasporaceae. The record is from the annotation of a GenBank genome assembly.